CGUCAAGACUGUGGUUUCGGCUGCCUGGACCCUAGACACCCACUCCGGCAAAGAGCCACAUGGAUCCGGGAACACAAUCGACGAGUCUCCCGUCUUGCGGGCUGGGUUCUCCAAAUUCCGAACACUGGAACGAUCGACCCUCUGAUCCAGCCACCAUGGCUCAAAAGUGAGACACGGUAUAAUAGUGUAAGGCGAGUUAUGCACCCUCGCAUUAAUCUCCUUUCUGGCACCCCUUUCAGAUAUCUAGCAGUCUAUACAGAUGGCGCUCGAUCUGAGAUAGCAGAAUCGCCCAGGACAGGCGGUGGAAUCGUUAUCUUUCAAGCUGGCCAGAUGGUUUACCGCGAGAGUCUGUCCCUUGAUUCGACGCUGUCUCCUUUCGACACAGAAGUGACCGCCGUGAAAGAAGCCCUCAAAGCUGCGCUUUCCCUACCAACAGCACGUUUCUCAGAAAAUAUUUAG
This is a messenger RNA of Blumeria graminis f. sp. triticale, 459 nucleotides long. Lineage: Eukaryota; Fungi; Ascomycota; Leotiomycetes; Helotiales; Erysiphaceae. The record is from the annotation of a GenBank genome assembly.